Messenger RNA from Arabidopsis arenosa, 982 nucleotides. The record is from the annotation of a GenBank genome assembly. NCBI's taxonomy places the organism in Eukaryota, Viridiplantae, Streptophyta, Magnoliopsida, Brassicales, Brassicaceae.
ACAGAGGCCUUCAAAGUCUUUAAACCAGCUCAAAAUAUCUUCAUCAUAGCGUCGACAUGGCUUGCCAAGAGACUCAAUUCGAGAAGCAAAUUAUUGACUUGUACGACCAAAUCUCUAAACUCAAGAGCCUUAAACCUUCAAAAAAUGUCGACACUUUGUUCCAACAGCUCAUGUCCACGUGCUUGCCGACGGAGACAAACAUCGACGUCAAGAAGAUGUGCCCAAAAGUCCAAGCCAUCAGAACAAAUCUCAUCAAGCUACGUAGUGAAGCCGUAGGAUAUUCGGAGCAACACUUCUCUACGGUCUUAGGAUCUCUCGAAGACAACCCACUUCACCAUUUAGAUCUCUAUCCUUACUACACCAACUACCUCAAACUUACCAAGCUAGAGUUCGAUCUCCUCACGAAACACUCGAGUCAUGUCCCGAUCAAGAUCGCUUUCGUGGGUUCGGGUUCGAUGCCCUUCACAUCCAUCGUCCUGGCUAAGUUCCACCUCCCAAACACGACGUUUCACAACAUCGACAUCGACCCUCAAGCCAAUUCCCUUGCAUCCCGUCUUGUAUCACGUGAUCCCGACCUCUCCAAUCGCAUGAUCUUUCACACAACGGAUAUACUCGACGCCACGGAGAUUCUACGUGGCUACGAUGUCGUUUUCUUGGCAUCGCUUGUUGGGGUGGACAAAGAAGCCAAACUCAAAGUGAUUGAACACUUGGAGAAUCACAUGGCUCCUGGAGCUCUGCUCAUGCUUAGGAGUGCUCGAGGCCUUAGAUCUUUCCUAUAUGUAGACGUUGAUCCUUGUGAUCUAAAAGGUUUCGAGGUCUUGGAAAUCUAUCACCCGUCCAUGUCCGAUGGCUUUGUGAACUCGGUGAUGGUCGCACGCAAAAGCAGUGAUUGAAUAAGCAAGAGUGGUGUAUCGGAACUCGAUCAUUAAAUUCAUAAGAAACAGGGCAGAUGAUGUUUUCCUAAGAAAUUAGGUCAAGAUUG